Messenger RNA from Ambispora leptoticha, 282 nucleotides. The record is from the annotation of a GenBank genome assembly. Lineage: Eukaryota; Fungi; Glomeromycota; Glomeromycetes; Archaeosporales; Ambisporaceae.
AUGGCGAAAAAUUUCCAAGUAAUUAACAAUAAACUCUAUAAAAAGAAGGGAAGAAAUGACCAAGAAUUUAGGAGAGAUUUUCAUCAAAUAUUACUGGAAUGGAAUGUACCUGGAUGUUUACGACUAUAUAUGAUCUUGCAACAGAACGGAACAACUGAGAACCUGGCGUUAUCAUGUCGAGUCUGGAUCAGAGACAUAUGUAAUAACUCUGAUGGGCCAAAUAACUCUAUUAUUGAGCCACAGCAUUGGAUCCAAUUUCUCAACACUGAUUUUUGGUUAUAG